Molecule: messenger RNA, 3027 nt
Organism: Cygnus olor (mute swan)
Lineage: Eukaryota; Metazoa; Chordata; Aves; Anseriformes; Anatidae
Gene: DLL4
Product: delta like canonical Notch ligand 4
Exons: 11
Coding region: 776-2827 (683 amino acids)
Biological process (GO): cell communication; Notch signaling pathway; multicellular organism development
Cellular component (GO): membrane
Molecular function (GO): calcium ion binding; Notch binding
Source: RefSeq, a predicted model, not a curated record
ACGGGACGGGACGGGACGGGUCGCGACGGGACGGGUCGGGACGGGACCGGCGGCCGUCGGGGGCCGAGCGGGGCGGCGAGGCGGGCAGGACGGGUGCUUUGCAACGCUUCGGCCCCUAUUGUUCGGCCGCCCCGGGAGGCUGCUCCUCGGAGAGGCGUCCGCUUUUCCAUGGAGCUCUCCCUCCCCGCGCUGUAAAUAUCUCAACAGAUGCUCGGCUCGCUCCUAAUCAGCUCGGCUCCUCGGCGGCCAGCGCGGCGGCAGCGGCAGCGGAGCGGCAGCAGGGAAUUAGCGCCGGUUCUGCGGGCUCCCCGCAACAUUUGGCUCCUUUUUCCAGAAAGGAAAGAUGGAAAAGGGGAGGGAUCGCCCGUGAGGCUGACUGACGGUUUACAUAAUGAGCUUGCGAGGAUGCGAGGCAACUAUAUAAACAGCUCGGAGGGAAGCGAGUUUUCCAUUUACCGAGCGCUGUUCGCACCAGUCCAAGGAGGAGCGGUCCAACACUAAGCACUCCCCUUCGCGUCUCUCCCCAAACCCACCCGGCUUUGGAGUUUACAAAGGCGCCAGGAGCGGUCGGAGCUCGGGGGUUGGCUGCAGGAUUUCAUUCCCAGAAGGGGACGGUCUCACCCCACACCUGGAUUUUUACCUCCCGCUUUCUGCCGCUGCUCGGGGAAUACUGGCGAGGGCGGAUCGCGCUGCGAGGGGCGCCCACCCGGACCCUUUGAGGAAUACAGGAGGAAAGCUAAACCCUCGGAGAGCUGGAAGCGCCGCUUCCACGAGGAUGACAGCCUUGCGCAGCUUUGGCUUGACGUUUCUGUUAAUGGUUUUGCAGCAGGGGGUGGCCGGCUCUGGCGUCUUCCAGCUGGAGCUGCACGAGUUCGUCAACAGCCACGGGUCGCUGGCCAGCGGCAAGCCCUGCGCCCCGCACUGCAGGACCUUCUUUCGCGUGUGCCUCAAGCACUUCCAGGCGGUGGUCUCCCCGGGGCCCUGCACUUUCGGCAGCAUCAUCACCCCGGUUCUGGGGACGAACUCCUUCAGCGUCAAGGACACGGAGAAAUUUGACAGCCCCAUCAAGCUGCCCUUUAACUUCACGUGGCCGGGAACCUUCUCGCUCAUCAUCCAGGCCUGGCACGCUCCCGCCAACUACCUGCCGCAAGGCUCCCAGACGCUGCCCGAGGACUUGCUCAUCAGCCAGAUGGCAAUCCAGCGGUCGCUGGCGGUGGGCGAGGACUGGUCGCAGGAUGUGCAGAAGGGCCCACUCACCCAGCUGCGCUACUCCUACCGGGUGGUCUGCAGCGAGAACUACUACGGGGACAGCUGCUCCCGCCUCUGCAAGCGCCGCGAUGACCGCUUUGGCCACUACGUCUGCGAGGCGGACGGCAGCCUGGCCUGCUUGCCCGGCUGGACUGGAGAGUACUGCACCGAGCCCAUCUGUCUGUCUGGAUGUACUGAACAGAAUGGAUAUUGCAACAAGCCAGGAGAGUGCAUCUGUCGUCCUGGCUGGCAAGGCCGCUACUGCGAUGAAUGCAUUCCCCACAUAGGCUGCCGCCACGGGACUUGUAAAACACAGUGGCAGUGCAUUUGUGAUGAAGGAUGGGGUGGCCUCUUCUGUGAUCAAGAUCUGAACUACUGUACUCACCACAGACCAUGCAAAAACGGAGCAACUUGCAUGAACACCGGCCAGGGCAGCUAUACGUGUUCAUGCAAACCUGGCUUUACCGGUGUUGACUGCGAACAUGAGAUCAGCGAGUGUGACAGCAAUCCCUGUAGGAACGGUGGUAGUUGCACGGAUCUGGAGAAUGGUUAUCACUGCCUCUGCCCCCCUGGCUACUAUGGAACUCACUGUGAGCACAGCGCUUUGACGUGUAUCGAUUCUCCAUGCUUUAAUGGUGGCACAUGCUUGGAAAAAGAACAAGGGGCCAGCUACACUUGUGUUUGCCCUUUCGGAUUCACGGGGUCGAACUGCGAAAAAAAAGUAGACAGGUGCACAAGCAACCCAUGUGCAAAUGAUGGUAAUUGCUUUUACCUUGGUCAGAUUCGUGUAUGUCGUUGUCGGGCUGGUUUCUCUGGUCAGAAAUGUGAGAUAAACAUCAAUGACUGUGCCAGGAACCCAUGUUCCAAUGGGGGAACUUGUCACGACCUGAUCAACGAUUACACCUGCACAUGUUUGCCAGGCUAUAGUGGCAGGAACUGUGACAUCAAAACCAGAGACGAAUGUGCUUCUGGGCCAUGUGAGAAUGGAGGCACAUGCUACAGUGGACUUUAUAGUGCCAACUUUGUCUGCUACUGUCCUUCUGGCUUCAUGGGCAGCCGCUGUGAAUUACCAGUUUAUUCAGUGCCCAUUACACUUCCUCCUAAACCAGUCCCCUGGAUUGCCAUAUCCAUGGGAGUGGGGCUGGUGGCUUUGCUCAUACUGUUCUGCAUGAUAGCAAUGGUCAUCAGGCAGAUGAGGAUGCACCCAGAGCAGGACUUGGAGACGAUGAACAACCUGUCUGACUUCCAGAAGGAUAACCUCAUUCCAGCUUCCCAGCUCAAAAACACCAACAAAAAUAAAGACCUCGAAGUGGACUGUGGGCUGGAGAAGUCAAACUACAAACCCAAGAAUCAUAAAUUGGACUACAAUCUGGUAAAAGACCUGACAAGUAGAGGGACACAGGAAGAUAAAUAUUACAAAAGUGAAAAGUGUUUAGGAGACAAGUCUCCACUCCGACUACACAGUGAAAAGCCGGAAUGUAGGAUAUCAGCGAUAUGCUCUCCAAGGGAUUCAAUGUACCAGUCCGUCUUUGUGAUAACAGAAGAAAGGAAUGAGUGCAUCAUAGCCACAGAGGUAUAAGACUGAAGAUCAGCCCAUUUGCACCUCAGAUUUGGUAAUGCCAGUAGAUGGACGUUCCUGCUGCAUUGUUUACAAUUCAGAACUGGAUUGGACUGUUUUUAAUUACAUGCAACUUGCUGCUCUCAGGCGGAGGAUGGAACUGGGUGAACUGGACAGACUGUGAAUUUACUGAAAGAUGCAAUACACCUUUUUGUUCUUAC